This is a messenger RNA of Conger conger (European conger), 2575 nucleotides long. RefSeq names its product acetyl-CoA acyltransferase 1 (gene acaa1). Gene Ontology annotation, cellular component: peroxisome. The record is from RefSeq and is a predicted model, not a curated record. The transcript has 12 exons. Gene Ontology annotation, molecular function: acetyl-CoA C-acyltransferase activity. Gene Ontology annotation, biological process: phenylacetate catabolic process; fatty acid beta-oxidation. Bases 214 to 1497 code for a protein of 427 amino acids. Lineage: Eukaryota; Metazoa; Chordata; Actinopteri; Anguilliformes; Congridae.
UCAGUUCCGGGGUUUCACAACCGCUUCUGUCUCCGUUGUUUUGUGUCAAAGUUCAUUCGAUAAAACCAGGAGAAUGUAACAAAAUAUGCGACGAACGUGAUAAAAGUGGCAGCUGCGUAUUCUUUGGUUUAACGUGAGACCUUCAAAUCGUAUUUUAGCUUUCCGGUUUUAUCUUUCAAGCCGUCCAAGUCCUGCUAAGUGUACUAUUUGACAAUGAACAGAUUAAAGAUAGUUUUUGGACACCUGUCACCGGCGAAAACAUACAGUUUACACAACAGUACGUCUUUGAGAAGUUCUGAAUGCAGCGCGUUCUCACAGACGAGUGGAGAUGACAUUGUUGUGGUCCACGGUAUUAGAACUGCAAUCGGCAAAGCUAAAAGAGGGGCAUUUAAGGACACCACCCCUGACGAGUUGCUAAGUGCUGUGAUGUCGGCCGUGCUGAAAGAUGUGGGCCUGCCACCAGACAAACUGGGGGAUGUCUGUGUUGGUAAUGUUCUGCAGCCUGGGGCAGGAGCUCUGCUGGCCCGAGUGGCUCAGUUUCUCAGCGGGUUCCCAGACUCAGUACCUGUCUACACAGUGAACAGACAGUGCUCCUCUGGGCUGCAGGCUCUUUUCAACAUUGCAGGCAGCAUCAGAAAUGGAUCUUAUGACCUGGGUCUUGCAUGUGGGGUGGAGAGCAUGAGUCUGCGCUCAGCAGGGAACCCUGGGGAUAUCGGCUCCAGGUUGAUGGACUUUGAGAAGGCCCGGGACUGUAUCAUUCCCAUGGGAAUCACCUCAGAGAACGUGGCGGAGAGAUUCGGAAUCUCACGGGAGAAGCAGGAUGCCUUUGCUCUGAGCUCGCAGCAGAAAGCAAACAGGGCACAGAAGCUGGGCCUGUUUGGUCAGGAGAUUACUCCGGUCACCACCAAGUUUGUGGGCGAGGAUGGAACAGAGCGCACGGUCACGGUCACCAAGGACGAAGGAAUCCGGGCUGGCACCACACUAGAGGGCCUGAGCAAACUCAGACCGGCCUUCAAACCUGAUGGGAGCACCACUGCAGGCAACGCCAGCCAGGUGAGCGACGGGGCGGCAGCCGUGCUGGUGGGCCGGAGGUCUGCGGUGGAGGCCCUGGGUCUGCCUGUUUUGGGGGUCCUGAGGGGGAGCGCGGUGGUCGGUGUGCCUCCAGACGUGAUGGGCAUCGGACCGGCCUACGCCAUCCCCGCAGCCCUGGAGAAGGCAGGUCUGACUGUUGCUGAUAUUGAUGUCUUUGAAAUCAACGAGGCCUUUGCUAGUCAGGCUGUGUACUGCGUGGAGAAACUGGGCAUACCCUUGGAAAAAGUCAAUCCCAACGGAGGAGCCAUCGCCCUGGGCCACCCGCUGGGUUGCACUGGGGCGCGACAGGUGGUCACCCUGCUCAACGAGCUCCAGCGCAGGGGCAAGAGGGCGUAUGGCGUGGUGUCCAUGUGCAUUGGAACAGGGAUGGGAGCUGCUGCGGUUUUUGAAUAUCCUGGAAAGUAGUGCUGCACUGGUGUACAAAUGGAUGCCGACCCAAGCCUUUGGCCAUAACACUGAAGGCUAUUUGUCAGUUGGCUUGAAGCAGAACAGACUGCUGUACUAACGUAAUACAGUUGUGGAAAUACCAUGGGCACAAUUCCUUUAUUAUGUGUAAUAAAAGAUGUGCCUUAUUAUUUCUGUUACAUUUCUUGAGCUAAUGUUAAUGAUUGCAAAAAAAUGCACCAUUUGCAAUUUGAAGGUCAUAUUGAUAUCUUAUUCUGGUGAUGGAUAUUGAUGUAAGACUAUGUCACAUAAUUGAGGUUGUAUGAGAUAGGACAGGAGAUUACAUAUGAUAUGAUGAUAUGACUAAUGACUAUUGAGGUGAUCACUGUUUUUCCUGCUCUUUUCAAUUUGUAACUCAAUGUGUAUCGAGAUAUCAGCUGCUAAUUAGAUAUAAUGCAUUGCAGUUUUCAUAUAAGCUGAUCAUCCAUUGCACUUCCGUCUUUUUUUAGACAAUUUUCCAAUGAUCUUCUUCUGAUGAAUCUUCUGAUACUGCACUUCCAAUAUUGAUUGAAUGGCUAGUCUAUCAGGACCAUUCAUUGAACAUUGAUGAUUCCCUGUAAAUUCAAAUGCAGAUGUCUAAUUUGUGGAAUCUGUCCUUCCAUCUGCUUAGAGUUCUGCAAUUGUAUAAAGAUUAAAAUGAAUUAAAUGCAAUUUUUCACACUUCUCAACCAUUUUUCUCACAAUUCCUUUUCUUUUGCCUCCAUUUCAUGACGCCUUCCAGUCUUUGAGUUCAUACAGUUGCACAGGCAUUUUCAAAUUUCAGGUCACUUAGAAUCACUAAUGUGGUAGGAGCAGAAAUAAGGCCUGAAUGGCAUAACAUUUAACAAUUAGGCGGUUGAACCUAGUCACCGACUGAAACAAUGUUUCGAUGUAUUCCGACAGGUAUUUUUAGUAUGAUUUGUGGAAUUACUCUGAUAGCAAAUACAUAAUAUAAGACCGCUAUUUUAUUGAAGAUAAAGAUGACUUUAAAAUCACAAAGCAUGAAUUUGGUAAUCCAAGCAAUUGUGUAUUUUUUCUUUUAAUAAACAUUUUCUAAACA